UUUUGGUAUAUUAUCAACAACCCUAGAGAAAAGAAGAGAUACAAGAAGAAGAAGAAGUAGCCGAGACGGGAGAAUUUCGCGGAUGAUGGAGAAUAUAUAGAUAUAGAUAUAUCCUCCCCCGAUCUUUAUGACCAGUGACCAUGAAAAUGCCAACGAGAAAUUUGCGAAAAUCAAUGAUUAAAAGCCAGGCCAACAAGAGUGCAACAACAACAACAACAACAACAAGGCAUCAAAAUAAUAACAAAAAUUAUAAUAAUACUAUUAACCACUAAGUGAAACUCGAAGCUGGUAUCCGUUAUGCUGGAGUGCCCCUCGUUGGAUUAAUAAAAAUCGAAUCACCCCCCUGCCUCUCCCUCUUAACCUGCUGGUAUCCAAGUCUCCUCACUCUCUGCGGCCGAAAUGGACGGCCAGCGGGCCAGGGAUCUGCUGACACUGCUCCAGGAGCGUGUCGUCUUCCUUACGGGCGGCCGGGAUCGGAGGGGCGGGCCGCUGCUCUGCUUCCCGGCCACGCCUCGUCGGGAUCGCCUCAAGCCGGAGGAUCUGCGUCGGCUGCUCAGCUACCUGAUCAGCAUACCCAGCGACGCCGCCAAGAACCUCGGAUUCACAGUCAUUAUCGAUAUGCGCGGCAAUGGCAACUGCUCGACGAACGUUAAGACGAUACUGAAGGUGUUGCAGGAGCACUUCAGCGCCAACAUCCACAACGUGGUGAUCAUCAAGCCGGACAACUUCUGGCAGAAGCAGCGUGCCUCGAUCUCCUCGCACAAGUACAAGUUCGAGACGACCACCGUCUCCAUUGAAUCUCUCAACAAGAUCGCCGAGAGCCACCAGCUGACUGGCGACUUUGAGGGCCAGCAGCCGUACGAUCAUCAGCAGUGGACGGACGCCCGCCUGGCCAUCGAGGACUUCUUCUGGCAGGCCGGGGACAUGGCCGAUCGGAUUGACGAUCUGCAGGAGGAUCUCAAUCGGAACGACUUUGCCGAGGACGUCGCCCUGGCCAGGCACGCCAUCGAUCAUCACAACGAGAUGCGCAAGAAGAUCACCAAGCUGCCCAUCGAGGACCUCGACAUGCAGGGCAAGAAGCUCCUGGCCAAGAUAAACGCUGUAGCACCACCUGGAGGCCAGCCUCCUGCUGGCUCCGGUGGAUCGGACAUGGACUCGGGCACUUCCUCCGCUGGACAGCAGUCGCAGACCUCGCAGAACUCCCGGGCGGUCAGCAGCAAUCCGGAUAUGUCGGCGGCCGUCAACAAAGCCCUUCGGCAGAUCGACCUCAUCCACACGGGUCAGGAGAAGCUGCUGAUGCUCUGGCAGCACAAGAAGGUGAAGCUGGACCAGUGCUUCCAAUGGCGGCUGUUCGAGCAGGACUGCGAGAAAAUGUUCGACUGGAUCCUGCACAACCGGGACGUGUUUCAAAUGAGCUACGUGGAGAUCGGGCACAACUAUUCGGUGGCCAAGUCCCUGCAGGAUGAGCACCAGAAGUUCGCGGUGGCCUCCAUGAACGUCUCCGUGAAUAUAGAUCGGAUCUUGGCUGUGGCGGCUCGCCUCAUCGAGAGCCAGCACUAUGCAGCCCAGCACAUCAAGACGCUGGCCCAGAGAUUGGAUCGGACAUGGAAGGACUUUGCUGCGGGGCUGGAUGAGCGAACAGCUGUCCUGCAACUGAGCGUACUGUUCCACCACAAGGCGGAGCAGUACUGCAACAGUGUGGCCAGCUGGGCAGCCGCCUGCCAGGCCUCCCAGCCACUGCCCUCGGACAUCCAGAGCCUGGAAACGGCCAUUCGAACACAUCAGUCGCUGUACGAGGCCAUGUGCCAGGCCUACACCGAAGUGCACUCCACCAGCAAGAAGCUGCUCUACCAAUUGGAUCAUCUGGUGCAGGUCUGCAACCAGCCGCCGCCGCCCGGAGUGCCCGAUCAUCGGAAGAAUAGCAACGGCGGCAGCUUCAACAAGUACGAGCGACAGAAUCCGGCGGCUGAUUACAGCGAGGGUGCCAGUCAUGUCUUGGCUGUGAUUCAUCAGAUCCUGGGCCAUCAUCGCACGCUGGAGGCCAAGUGGCAUCAGGAGAGGAUUCGAUUGCAUCAAACCCUGGCCCUUCGGCUCUUCCAGGAGGAUGUGAAGCAGGUCCUGGAUUGGCUGAAGAAUCACGGCGAAGUGUUUCUGAGGAAAAACACUGGCAUCGGCAGGAACUUCCACAAGGCCAGAGUCUACCAGACCUCGCACGAUAACUUUGAGAAUGUGGCUCAAAAUACGUAUAGUAAUGCCCAAAAGCUACUGGCCGCGGCGGAUGAGCUGGCCAGGAGCGGCGAGGCGGAUCCCAAUGAGAUAUAUUCCGUGGCCCGGGAGUUGGAGCUCCAGGUGGGCAGCUUUGCGGAGAGAGUGGAGCAGCGAAGACGCCGCCUGGAGAUGGCUGUAAUAUUCUAUACCCACGAAAAGGAUGUGACCGCCUGGAUAGACAAACUGAGAACGGAUGUUAGUGCGGAUGAGACGCGACUUUCGCAGGAGAAUCUCGAGGGAAUCGAACGGAUUAUACAGCAGUAUCAGCGGGAUCAGCAGGAGAGCGUGGUCAACGUCUGCAUGAUUACCAUUACCCAGGGCGAGGCUCUGUUGCAGGAAAUGCGCUCCCUGGAGUAUCAGGACAAUACGGGCUCCAUAGCUGCUCUGGAGGCCACUCUCGAAAAGUUGAGCAAACAAAAGGUGGAGCUUGAGGAGCUGUGGUCCGCUCGCAGGUUCCGCGCCGAUCUCAUUCUCCGUUUGCGCUACUUCGAGCGGGAUGCCAUGGAGCUAUCCUCACAGCUCGAGAUUUGGUCCGAGGAUCUGCAGCAUGCUGAUCUGUCCAGGGACUACCAGAAGGCGGAGCAACUGCUUCGCAUGCACAACGAAUCGGUGACGGACAUGCAGAACGCCACCUACGAGAUUCUGCAACAGGGUCAAGAGCUACUGCAGCACUUUGAGAACGCUGGCUUCAUCUCCAUGGCGGAUUCCACGCACACGGCUCCGGCUAGGAUUGAGUAUCUGCUGGACUUUUUGCGGGAACGGGAAAUCGAUCUGGAGGAGUUAUCGGAGGCGAAGCGGGCUAAAUUAGAGCAAGCAGUGCAGCUGUGUCAAUUCCAGAACGAUGCCAAUCAAGUCAUCUCGUGGAUCCGCAAUGGAGAGGCCAUGCUGGUAGCCAGCUUUGUGACCCCCAACAGUUUGCAGGAAGCCGAGCAGCUGCGCAAGGGUCACGAACAGUUUCAGAUUGCUAUUGAGAAGACGCAUACAUCGGCGGUGCAGGUGAAGUACCGUGCUGAUGCUCUCAUCAACGCCAAGCACUACGACCCGCAAUCCAUUCGCGAGAUCAGCGAUGACGUUACCAAGAAGUGGCAGCAGCUGGUGACUUAUGCGGAGGAGCGCCACAAACUGGUCACCGCCUCGAUUAACUUCUACAAAACCGCCGAGCAGGUCUGCUCAGUGCUGGACAGCUUGGAGCGGGAGUACAAGCGCGAGGACGACUGGUGCGGUGGUGGUGGUGGUAGCGAUAAGGCCAUGCUAAUCCAACUAAUCUCGAAGCAUCAGGAGCAAAAGGAGGCGUUCCUGAAGGCCUGUACUUUGGCGCGCCGCACCGCGGAGACUUUCCUGAAGUACGCCAACCGAUCCCAGCAGUGCUACCAGUACAAGGGCAAUUGCGAGGCGCACGUGAAGAGCAAGCUGGACAAGCUACUGACCCAGGAGAAUCAGGUCCUGGACUACUGGACGCUGCGCAAGAAGUCCCUAGACCAAUGCCAGCAGUUCGUUCUCUUCGAGAGGAGUGCCAAAAAUGCUAUCGAAUGGAUCCACAACACCGGAGAGGCGUACCUCUCCUCGAGAUCGAAUUUGGUGGGAAUCAGCAAGGAGGAAACCGAGGGCCUGCUCAAGGAGCACAAUGAGUUCCGCAGCACUGCCAAGGAGACGAGGGAACGGGUGAAGCUUCUCAUCCAACUGGCCGACAGUUUGGUCGAGAAGGGCCAUGCCCAUGCCAGUGAUAUUAAGCAAUGGGUGGCAUCGGUGGAUCAGCGGUACAAGGACUUUAGCAACCGCAUGGACAGCUACUGCGAGCAGCUGGAGAAGUCACUGGGAAUGUCCCAGCAGCAAUUACUUUUGGGCUCGGACGCCAAUAUCUCCAUCAGUUCCUCCUCGGGCGUCAGCAGCAUCGAUCGGCACUCGGAUCCGACGCUGGAGGCCAAGCUGAACAGCAGCAGCAAGGAGAACAAGGAGAUCAACGAGGAGAAGCGAAAGUCGGCUAGGAGGAAAGAGUUCAUCAUGGCCGAGCUGAUGCAAACGGAGAGGGCGUACGUGAACGAUCUGGCCACGUGCAUCAAGUGUUUCCUGGAGGAAUUCCGGGGCGGACGAAAUGUGCCGCCCGCUCUCGUCGGCCAGGAAGAUGUGAUCUUUGGUAAUAUUAGGGAAAUCCAUCAUUUCCAUCAGAAGAUUUUCCUGAAGGAACUAGAAAAGUACGAAACAAUGCCCGAGGAUGUGGGCCAUUGCUUCGUAACCUGGGCCUCCAAGUUCGAUAUGUAUGUACACUACUGCAAGAACAAGACGACAUCGAAUAACCUGCUCGUCCAGCACGCGGGCAGUUACUUUGAGGAGCUGCAGCGCCGCCUGGAGGUUGAGCACCCUCUGCCCGCGUAUCUGAUCAAGCCCGUGCAGAGGAUCACCAAAUACCAGCUGUUACUUAAGGAUCUCCUCUCCUGCUGCGAGGAGAGCCAUGGCGAGAUCAAGGAGGGCCUCGAAGUGAUGCUCAAUGUCCCCAAGAAGGCCAACGAUGCCAUGCAUCUGUCGCUGUUGGAGAACUGUGAUGUGUCGGUGGAUAAGCUGGGCGAGGUGGUCCUCCAGGAUGCCUUCCAGGCCUGGGACACCAAGCAGAUCAUUCGCAAGGGCCGCGAGCGCCGUGUCUUCUUGUUCGAAUUGUAUCUGCUCUUCGCCAAGGAGGUCAAGGAGUCCAGUGUGGUGAAGUACCAGUUCAAGAGCAAGCUCAUGACCACGGACAUGGGCAUCACGGAGCACAUCGAGGGCGAUGAGACCAAGUUUGCCGUUUGGACAGGUCGCUCGCCCAUGCUCUCCGACUGCAGGAUAGUUCUAAAGGCCACUAGCCUGGAGACCAAGCAGAUCUGGGUGAAGAAGUUGCGCGAAGUGAUGCAGGAAACCUGCUUCUCGGGCACUUCCCUGACUCUGCCAAAGUCUCCGGCCAAGCACUCUGGCUCCUCGCAACGAUCCUCCCGGGAUCUGGAUGAACAGCUGACUGAAAAUGAUCACGACCGCUGCUCCCUGGCCAGUUUUGGAUCGGGUAAUACCACAGAUAGUGAUAAUAAGUUGGGCAACCAGGAGGCCACCUGGGUGGUGGCAGACUACAUCGCCAGUCCUGGCAGCAAUGAGCUGAGCGUGACCAAGGGCCAGCAGGUGGAGAUUAUCGAGCCGCCCACCGCCGGCGAGCCGGACUUCUGCCUAGUGCGCCUGAAUCCUCAGAACGACGAUGCUGCCGUGCAGGAGGGCCUAGUCCCUGUCUCAGUGCUCAAACCGCCGCCGGGCUCACACAAACACGGUUCCGGAUCCGGAACGGGUGCAGCCGGAGCACCAGGCUCACAGAAAUCCGACAUGCAGGACCAGGGAAACCGCAGCAAGACGGAUGCUCUUUCCUCGUCCACCAAACGUCGGGGAUUCAGCGGUCGCAACUGGCUGCCGAUGAUGAACCGCAAGGGCGAGAAGCCGCCGAGCAACAAGCAGCUCGUGAAGAAGCCCUCCGAGAAGAACAUGAAACCAACCCCAAAGCACGCCGAAGAGCUGGCCGAGCAGCAGCAGCAACAGCCAGGUGGCAGUCCCGCCACAGUGGUAUCAUCGUCCCAAUUCCCCAGCACUGCCACUCAGCCGGGUGGGGACUUUGAGCCGGACGAGGAGGCCGGACUGGAGCUGCCGCCGCCCAUGAAGCCCAUCCAGGAGCCGCACCUGAUUGCCAACGGACCGCCCGCAUUUAACAAGGAUGCUAAGGAGAGCUCAGCCAAUUUGGCCAGCCCCGGCAAAAUGGAUGGCAUAUCGGAAAUUGAACAAAUUGUCAGGGAGAGGACGGAACAGCACGAGUGCAAUAGUCGAGUGGAUGGCAGUGUAGGAGCCGAGAAUGCCAGCACCAAUGGCCAUGGACGCUCCCACGACAACAAUGAAGAGGGUCACGGUAGUGUGCCAGACAAGAGUAGUGCCCUGAAGAAGCGGCAGUGCGUCUUGGUGGAACUGGUCUCCACGGAGGAGUCUUAUGUGCAGGAUCUGAAUGACAUUGUCAAUGGCUACAUGACAGAGAUCAACAACCCGAACAGUGAUAUCCCCAUGCCCGAGGGACUGAAGGGCGGCAAAAUGAAAUUGGUCUUCAACAACAUCAAAGACAUCUACGAGUGGCACAGGGACUACUUCUUGAGGGCCCUGCGAAACUGCCAAAAAUCACCUGCAGAUCUGGGACCGCUCAUCAAGCGCUCGGCCCCGAAAUUCUCUUUGUACUACACCUACUGCAGCAACAAGCCCCUCUCCGAGUACAUAGUCAGCGACAACAAUGAUUACUUCGAUAGCAUACGCCAAAAGCUGGGACAUCGCAUGUGUUUGAGCGAUCUGAUCAUCAAGCCAGUGCAGCGCAUUACCAAAUACGAACUGCUCAUCAAGGAGAUCAUCAAGGCCACCGAAGGAGCGGGUCUAUACAAGGAGGUGCCCAUGCUCCAGGAGGCCUACCAGCAGAUGAAGGUGGUGGUGAAGGCCGUCAAUGACAUGAUGGUGGUGCUGCGCAGCCUGCAGGACUUUGAGGGUGAGAUCACCGCCCAGGGCAAUCUGUUGAUGCAAGGACCUAUGAGCUGUGUGGUGGAUGCGGGACAGAAGCAGCGCGAGUUGCAGAUGUUCCUCUUCCAGCAGAUCAUUAUCUUUGCGGACAUUGAAAAGGCAAAGAAUCAGUACUCCAGUCCCACAUACAAAUACCGCUCGCAUAUACAGCUCAAUCACAUGCAAAUGAAGGAACUGGGCGACUGCCGCUUCCAAAUCAAAUCAACUGACCCCAAUAAGAUACCAGAGGUCACAAUGAUAUGCAAGGCGGCGACACAGGAGAGCUAUGCCGGAUGGCGGGACAUGCUGAACAAGAUCCUGCAGCAGCAGAACGACCUGAUCUUCAUGCUCUCCAAUCCGCUGUCAACCAAAAACAAGUAAUUGUGUGUCGAUGGAAAGCAGCAUGUUAGCUAAAUGCUAGACUCCAAGCAAAUUAAUAAGCUUUUGGGCUAAAACAAAACAAACGGAAGUAGGAGAAAAUGAUAUUGUAAUGUGUUUUUGGGCAAAAGGUUUUAAUACCACCCGCCACCCCGAAGUGAGCAUUUUGCCUCGCACUUGUUUUUCGUCUGUGCGUCUGUUUACUGUUAGUUUUGCUCACACCCACCCAAACACACACACCACACACCACACCAUACCAUACCACACCACACCACAUACUCAAUCCUAAGUUGUAUGUAACUUGUAAUUUAUUUAUUUUUUCUCAUCUGCGUUCAGAGAAUACCUUUUAGUGACUAGUUUGAGCCGUCUUUCUGUUCUAUAUUUAUUCCGUUUCGUUACCAUUUCCGGAUUUGUGUAUAUGAAACGCAAAGUAUUAUAUGCUCAAGAAUACCUUUUAUAUAUUGUGUGCAUUUUUACCAUAAUUUAGACUCUUUUUGCUCUUACAUUUUGUACUUUACCGCCUCGGAAUUAUUUAUAUUUAUAAACCGGCAGUCGAGAGCACUACACGAGAACACUCAGAAUCAAAAGCAAUUUAUAAUUUCGUUUCGUAUUCGUUCGUAUUCGCAUUAAACGCAGAUAGCGAAGCUGAGUAAGAGUAUAACUAUUUUACGCGUAUACUGUACUUUUAGUUUUAGUUCGGUACCUAGAUUUAGUUUUAACUGCUAAAUGUUAAUCAUAAUUUAAACGUAACCUUAUUUGCUUUAGUGAGAACUGAAGCAGAGAUUCGUGUAAGCAAACGUCGUGAAAUAAUUUAAGCGUAACUUUAGUUUAAGAAUGCAAUGCAAAUCGUUUUGUACUUUAUGUUUUACAAAUAAAAUAUGUAAGCUUUAAACGUAAUCAAAACAAGAAACAGUAAAGUUGUACCAGUCUGAGUUUUUACUUUAUUUUUUAGUUUUUAUACAGAUUUAAAAAAUAGACAUCAUCUGGCUCAGUUACAUAUAUACUUUAAUCUUGGUUUCAAAUAUUCUGAUUUUCAGUUUCUUUUUUUGGAACAAAACACAAAACAUUAGCGAGUAAGCAGUCAUCAAAAAAUGCAACUCUUAUACCUUAACAAUACCACUUAAGUGAAUCCAAAAAUGUAUAUCCAAAAGCGAUUUUUCGAAGCGUA
Messenger RNA from Drosophila ananassae, 8347 nucleotides. It is a transcript of the gene trio, whose product is annotated as kalirin. NCBI's taxonomy places the organism in Eukaryota, Metazoa, Arthropoda, Insecta, Diptera, Drosophilidae. Gene Ontology annotation, biological process: intracellular signal transduction; axon guidance. The record is from RefSeq and is a predicted model, not a curated record. Bases 400 to 7182 code for a protein of 2260 amino acids. Gene Ontology annotation, cellular component: cytoplasm. The transcript is spliced from 17 exons. Gene Ontology annotation, molecular function: guanyl-nucleotide exchange factor activity; protein binding.